AUGUCCAUGGCUGAUUCAGAGUAUCCUGACGAUGUUCAAUUUGCCGGUUUGGUUCAAGCAGCCACUGCGGCAGCUGACGCACAGACUAGACCUCCCUCGUCGCUCGGAAAACGAAAGCGCGAUGAUGGGAUCACCGAAAAUGUUUCUGCGUUGAACGAGGUCAUCCCAAAUGAUGCUCCCGAUCCUAUUACCCACGAGCCCACUACGCCUCAGCUCCACAGUUCGGCCUCCAUUCUCUUCCGAGAACCAUCUUCAAAGAGCAGCAAAUACAGCAGACCCCCGCUGGGCAAUGUCUUCGCAUCUUUGGAGCUGGCUCCGGAGAAUUUCCUCCGACUGCAGGCUGCUGCCAAAGCCUACAUGCUUGAUGAAGCCCAUCCUGAGCGUAGAGAAGUUGUGGGACACAGAAAAAAUCCUGGCGUAACGAACGUGGCAAAGUUGAAUUUGUGGAACUGUGUUGAAGAAUUUCUCUCGGGACAGGGUAACGGGGAGAAAUACUUUGCCCCGGGGGCAGGAGAAGAUAUCCCAGGUUCACCCCCGAGAACCAUGUUUUGGCCACAGGACAGUCAAAUGAUCAUCAAACGGGUGAUGCCUCUGAUGAGGAAGAUGGUUACAAACGAGCGUCAGCGAAUCUAUGCGGCGACGACAAGGAAACAAGGCACUCCUCAGGUUGGGGUCGAUGGGCAGGCAACAGCCGCAACAGAGAGACCGGUCGAUACUCAGGACCACAGUGCUGAAACGACACCACCCGAUCUCGAAAACGAAGGCGACGUUCGUUCGCCAGCACAGCAAGGUUUUACGCAAUCCACCGGUGAAUCAAAGUCGACAACGACGUUCAAGCAAUCAAUUGUGCUUUAUGUCAAUGUGGUGUCAAACAUCGGAGGUGCUCGCAGACGGAUAAUUCCACGAUUCACCCUCACGCCCGAUUCCGCUCCGAAUCUGUCGACUUUGAUUGCUGAGGUGGAGAAAAGGUACAAACGGCCGUCCAAUGAGGAAACUUCCGGGAAGGAAAACCUUCCAGCCGUCAAAGUAUGGCUAACGGAUGGACUUGUGACGGUGGUUGAAGACGGUGAAUGGAUGGUUUCGCUGUUGAGUGCUGGUGUGGUUGAUUGGAUGGACGGUGAGGUCAGGGUAUUGGUCGAAGUAUGA
Rhinocladiella mackenziei CBS 650.93 is the source of this 1146-nucleotide messenger RNA. RefSeq lists its product as uncharacterized. The transcript has a single exon. Bases 1 to 1146 code for a protein of 381 amino acids. The record is from RefSeq and is a predicted model, not a curated record. NCBI's taxonomy places the organism in Eukaryota, Fungi, Ascomycota, Eurotiomycetes, Chaetothyriales, Herpotrichiellaceae.